UCAACAAGCUUCUUAGAGUCCAGACCAUUCUGACUCACACUGGUGGAAACACGACACUGCGCCCAGAUUACAGAAUUCGGUUGUCUACUCUAUAACAUGCCUGUUUUCUGAGAACAACCAAACACGUCCCAACUCAUUGGAUUUCGAGAGAGGGGUGGGGUCCACCCAAAAUAGUAGCUUUGAUACUUUUUAGACAUUCUGCUGACGUAUUCAUGGGCCUCAAAUAGCUUCCGUUUUACACUGUCGUUGAUUGGGUGAUUCUACAGCCGACUCUAGUUUCCCAUCGGCAGUCUUCUACUCUGCAGACACUGCUGGUGGAAGCAGUCGGAUAUUCUAUUACACUUCAAUGGAGGAACAGCCCAAAGUCCGGGCACAAGAGAGACGAUAUCACCCCCAUGGAGAAGAAAGAAGUCCCAUUCAAUUGAAAACGUCUAUAAAAAAUGAGCAGAUCCACUUCCAGGAUCAGGAAACGCAGACGAAGAAAACAGGAAAUGGCAAAUUAAACCCCAGUGAUGUUGGGGGGGAAAGGAUCCAGUCUGCAGAUCACACAGCUGGUACCGCACACGCCACCACAAACAAUGGUAACAGACAUUUGACAAAUGCCAACGCGAGACAGAAGUCGACACAAAAGGUUUACUCCUCUGCUCCACCCGCGAGCGGCUUGGUCCAGACUAAGACGAUGACUAGUGAUGACAAGGCCCGGGCCUUGGACGUCCACCACUGUGAGGGUCAGGAAUCGGAAAAGAACGACUCGGCUUCGCUACAGAACGGGGAGGUGAACUCUGUUUAUAUCACCAACGGUUUCUCCGGCGACCCCGCCCCUGACCACGACGGCAGCGGGUCUGAAGGUGGAUACACCACUCCUAAGAGACGCAGGGGUGGAAGGAACGGCAUCAAGACCUGUGAGAAUGUGACGAGAGACGGGAACAGAGACAUGCAGCACGGCUGCGCCUCGGCCGAAUCUGAGGCGUCCAGCCCUGAGGCGUGCGACCCUGAGGCGUGCGACCCCGGGGCCGGCCCCAGACCCUACGGCACCAAGUCAGCCCAUAAAGCAGACGUCCACACACUACCCAGACGGACAGCGGUUCCUGAGGACGCGAGGGGAGACCUGCAGAGGAAAGACUCUGACAGUAAGACAGCAGGCGCUUCUGGUAAAAGGUUUGAGGACCGGACCAAAGCCAAGCUCUCUUCCUCAACUAAAGAGGAUUCUUGGACUUUGUUUAAGCCUCCUCCAGUGUUUCCUGUGGACAAUAGCAGUGCUAAAAUCGUGCCCAAGAUCAGUUAUGCAAGUAAAGUGAAGGAAAACCUAAACAAGCCAGCGCAAGCUGGAGGAGAGUCGCUGGCUCCUCAGGCACCUAUCAGACUGUCACAGGUCCCCAUGUCUGCUAUGAAAACCAUCACCUCAGCUAGCUUUACUAACGGACCCAUUUCUGGAGAUGGAAACGGCGUCCCGUCUGGUGGUACCUUCUUUGCUUCUGCUGCUAGUAGUAUCCCACCAGCCCACUCUCUCCCCUGCGGCGAGAACGUAGCAUCUUCUUCGGACAGUAACUGUAGCUCCUCAAUCAAUCCCGCAGCAGCUUUUGAAACGAGGAAGUGUACUCUUUUCAUUCCCUUAAACCCUUUAAAUAUGCAACCUGUGCUCCCCAGUGCACGUCAAGUGGACAACCCAGCGUCUCAGACACAUCAGAAGGGCCUGGGAGAAAUCUUCCACAAUCAGUGGGGUCUCUCUUUCAUCAACGAGCCCAACAUGGGAGCUGAGGGAGGAGGCGGCCAGCAGCGUGGGGAGGGGAAGGCCCUGCCGGUCACUUUUCAAGGGGAGUGUACUGUCGCUGCAGACCAGCCAUGUCCUGACGCAAGCUCCCCUAGCCCCGAGCCUGCCAGCGUUACUGUAGACCUGGACAGACGGACUAGUACCCCCGGUGGUGUGUCCACUGUUUCCUGCCCUGCUUCAGGGGCGAGGGAAGAAGGAGCCGGCCUUCAUCAUGCUGGCCUCGACAAGUCAAAGGGCGAGGCUAAGAGUCUGGCUGCAUCGCAGGCUGCUUCCUGUAAACCGACUGCUGAGACGGUCCAGUCGUCGUUGACCACCCUGGAGUCGGGGCUUUCCAAGGUGCAGGCCCGGCUCAGGAGCCUGGAUCGAAGGUGUAGCUGGGGGUCGUUUGAUCUUAAAGCUGCUGUUAAUUAUCACACUAAAGAAAUGGGAUACAUCUUAAGUUUGCAAAAACAAGAUCCAAAUCGAGUCGUGCUUUACGAUGAGCCCCAGCGUGCACCAGACCAGUGAGGGAGAAUGUGGACACGAAGCCAGCGACUGGCUCAGUGCUACGGUCACAAGCACGGCAGUUGGGAUUGCUUUCAAAAACAAAACAGAGUGAGAGAGAACUGAGAACGAUGGUCGAGUGUGUGUGUGUGUGUGUACGUGUGUGACAGACUUUCUGUGGGAUAAUGGACUCACAUUUUUGGGGGUUGAUGGGGGGUCAUCUGAUCGAAAAACAAAUUGAAGACGAGGAGGGAGGUUGAAGACAUUGUGAAAUAAAUCAAGGUAUUGGGAAGAAAAUUGUGUGCCGGAGUUUGGAACUACGAAAGGACCAGUACCCUUGCUGUGAGAGGGCUGUUGCCUCCAACUUGAACAGACUCUUGACACUUUCAGCUGUGACAGACCUUGGUGUGUGUUCCUUCUCUGGGCGUGAAAGGAACAGAGCCCCCCUCCAGCCUUGAACCUGUCGAACUGUGGUGACUCUUGUCUCACUGUAGGAUGCCUCAAUCAUUUUAUUUCUCUAUGCGUUCAAACGUACAUCCUGGGUAUAUCCUAGUUUAUGCAUACACAUCAAUAUGUACAAUUGUGAAUCCAUUGUGAGAGAAGUGAAUCGGUGAAGAACGCCUGGAGUGUGAGCUGGUGCUACCAGGCAGGAAGCUUGACAAGGUUUAGGGUUGAACGACAACUGAAAGCAUUGGUCUUCAUUUCUUUAGCGUGCGUCCAGAAUAUUGACUCUGGGGUGUGUUUUUGUUUUGACACUAUUUUUGUUUGUCCUGUACGAUGAGAUGUGAACCACCGUGUGAUGCUCCCACGUGCAGACAAGCAUCAGGCCUGGGAGAGCGUCAGGGCUGGGAGGGUCAGGGCUGGGAGGGUCAGGGCUGGGAGGGUCAGGGCUGGGAGGGUCAGGGCACUAACACUCAGCCAGGUCGGCAUCUGGUGAUAUGUGUGCGGAGCAACCUGACACCAGGACAUUGGUAGAACUAGUCCUUAUUUGGGGAAAUUAACCUAUGUAUCUUUUUCUUUCUUUUUCUUAAGCCCUUAUGAUUUAAUCAAUCCACAUAUUUGGUGGCAUCAGUUAUUUUACUAUAGUGGUUGAUUUCCUCUUCAACUUGAGAUUAGUUUCAAAGAACUUUCAUGAGACUAGUUCUGGAAGAACCAUAAAAUGACUUGUUAUGGAGCAAGGGCUACGUGUUCUCUUUCAGGGGGAGGAUUUGCUGUGUUUAGUCUGUAGAGAGGCCUGAGUCCUAUGCUAUUAUUUUGGCUACAUUUGCAUACACCACUUUUUGUUGCUUGUUAUCUUAGCACGGAGACUUAUUUUUCAUUUUUCUAAUGUACCUGUUAUGUUAAUAUUUCAUGCCAUCUCUACGUUGGUCUUUAAUCUUUUUGUAGGUAUUACGAUUUUGUUGCACGUCUUUUACUGGUGUAGAUAAACGAGUUGUUGAUGAUAAUUGACAGUACUGUUAUAACGCGAAGCAAAGAUUACAGACAAAAAGCAAUACUGUCCGAUGACCCUGACCAUGACAACAGUUGUGAUACCAGUUACUCGCAGGUAACUUCUACUUCCAAUCUUGGGCAGUGUGUAAAAAUGUCCCUAGUUCUCUCUUUUGGGCGGUCAUGAACGUUUAGGAGAUUAAGGUGAUGGUUUUGAGUUUUGCUGACAUGCUUUUCUCCACACUUGUAAGAUGAGUUUCCACACUACCUGAGCUGGUGCUGGCUGACCUCGAGCUGCACGUUGUGUUGUGGACGGAGACCUGUGGGUGUGGAACCACCAUGUUUCACUGGGGUGGUUUUAGCCAUGGGAGGAAGUCUGACUCACAAGUUCCUCUUCCAUGGUAUUCAGUGAUUUAGAUGUGUGGAUUAAUAGCACUUUAUGUAAACUAAUUGUUUUUAUCUUUUAAUUACAAACCGAUAUGUGAGGACAUGAAAUACUCCUUUCGAGAAUGGCUAUAGGCUGUUGAUAUUUUUCAGAAAAACAAAGAUAAAUACAGAAAUAUAAAAUGUCAGUCAGGUAGUGUCGGUGAAGCCAUGUUGUUUUCCGCCGGUCUAGUGGGAUGCCCAACGUUUGACCAGCUCACACCCAGAAUGAGACUUAGGAAUACUCGAAUGAGCUGUGACUAAAAACCAAAAUGUUAAGCUUGCUGAGGGGCGCAUCAUGCAAGCAGCUGGCCUUAACGCUAAGCUUUGGAGCGACGAAGCUCUGAAGCUGUUUGUCCACACAGAUUCCCUUAGUUAAGUAUUCUGUUGUGCUCUGGUGUCAACCCUUAAAUGAAAAAUGUGGUCCUUGUUCGGUUCAGAUGACCUGUCAGUCAUGGGUUGAAACGCUUCUCCUCGGUUUACAGUAGCUAAGAGUCAGGCCUGUUAAUAUGCAAUGGCAGGAGUUCAUCUGCACUUCCUUGUUGUGUCCUCUUGUGUUUUCACAUCACAGCGUGCAGAGUGAUGAGGAACGUCAAAGAAGUCUCACACACCACUGCUACACACACACACACACACACACACUGGCUACGUGCUACACACAGGUUUCUCUGAGAUCACCUGCAGAGGGUAGACCUGUGGGAUUCAAAAGGCUUGGUUUACAUUCAUCGUACGCUGUGUGUGUCCAAGUGGUUUAGCUCAAACUGUCAAAUGUCUUACGGCUGCAGAGUAAGCCAGUGGAAGUCACACAUGCAGUAGUGUAUGCGUGUUUUUAUUUGUCUUAUCCGCUGUGUGGGAAAUGUUACUACUGGGUCUGCUUUGCGUAGUUCAACAGUUUGGACAUAGUUUAUACAACCAGAGGUUAUGAUUAUAUAACCAGAGGUUAUGUCUCUGUCUCUUAAAUGGUCUCUGUCCAUGCGCAGUUCAUGAAAGAACUUGACCAAGUUCCCUUGAAAUGUUCAACAUUCAUAAACCCCCAUGGGGGGGAAUCAGUAAGCCCAAACCCUUUUGUCUCCUCUGUUUCUGAGUGGAUCCUCUGCUCCUGAGUGGAUCCUCUGCUCCUGAGUGGAUCCAUGUUUUUGCCUCUUACUGUACAACAGGUGACCUGUCAGCGGUUAAGUGUUGGUGUGUGUUAUGGACAGUCCUGACAGAGUUGUGUGUAUUGAUUUUAUAAGAAGUGUUCUCUUCUGUUAUAAACAAUUGCAUUUGAGCAGAUUCUUGUUCUGCACAUGGAGUAUCACAAAUGUGGCCCACUUCGGCCCCCAUAUUUUAAAGCACUUAGCAAAUCAAAAUGGGUAUUUUUGAAUAUGCAUCUAAAUAUAAUAGCUUUGCCUAUUACUUUAGUCUUGCAAUCUGUAAACCAAAAGCAGGUUCUUGAUAGUGGAGUACUUAUUAUGUGAGUGAGUGUGUUAGCUUACUUCAUGUGGGUACAGAAAAGCAUUAACAUGAGGAUUCUGGCUGUAUUUUCACCUCUUUUACCCCUGCCCCCCCCCCCCCCAACCCUUUAAGGAUGUUGCUGAAGGCCACCAAGGGUUCGAGAUGAGUGGAGCCUUGUGGCCAGGAUGUUUGGGAGUAUGCACGCUAAAAUGUGUUCUUCAAAUAAUAUGCAAGGUUCCCCUCUUAUGAUUCAUGUUCAGGUGCCUGUGAGAAAAGUAUACUUAUACCAGUGAUUUUUGAUAAUGUUAAUUUUUUAAAUUGCUUCCAAAUUGUAUCUGUGCCAUGUGUCUCUUCGCUCCUUUUUUUAAACAUUUCUAAGACAGUUGCUCUUCAAAUUUCCUGACUGCUAUAAUUUUGCUUCCUUUCACUGGAAUGGAAGAAACUGAAAGACUUAUUGUAUUUAGGAGUUAUUAAUGCAAAUGUCAUGGCUUGAAAAUCAUUUACCUGCAAUCAUUCUUCAAGUUGUCUUCAUGUUAAUGAAAACUGUUAGCUGGGAUACUCAGCUAUUUGUCCAAGGUGUAAAGUAGCACAUCUUUCAAUUUAUUUGUUUGAUUUGUUCUAACGCAUUAAUGUAUUAACUUUUAUGUCUUUGUUUAAAAAAAAAAAAAAAAGAAAGAAAAAAAAAGAAAAGGGGGGGGGAAGCUGAGUUUAUUUUUGAAUUGUCACUUAAUUUAUUCAUAGAUGCACAAUUAGAACGAAACUACUUUGCUUCAAAAGAAAAUUAUAGGGAGAAUUAAGAUGUCAUACCGUUUGAAAAACCUGUUAGACUACUUAGUUAUUAUUGUGGCUGAAUUAUAACUUUCAUUUUAGAGCCUCAAUGUUUAUAUCUUGUGGCCAAUGGCAAUAGUACCCCUUAGUUACCCCCCCCCCCCCCCCCCCCCCCCCCCCCCCCCCAACACCCUCCUUAAGUUCUUGUGAAUGAGUUUUUGAAGCAUUUCCUCCAACAGUUGUGGUGUGUGUGUGCGUGCGUGCGUGCGUGCGUGCGUGCGCCAGUCGGACCCUGGUUUUGUGUUGGCGAGGCUCUUGGUUUUUUGGUGUUAAAGUUGGGCGAGCGUGUUGAAGUCCAGUAUAAUAACUCUUAUUACACAUUCGCCAAAAGGUACACUAGAUGUUGGGGUACGGUGACUGUCGCUCCCCUAGGAGGGGGGGGGGGGGGGGGGGGGGGGGGGGGGGGGGGGGGGGGGGGGGGGAGAGAGAGCCAACCAGAGGGAGUACCUAAUGGGGUUAAGCCAGGCGUGUGUUCCUGUGAGUGUUGUCUCAACUGUAGCAGCUGAAUGUCACUAUGGGUGUAUGAUGGUAUGAGUGUAGACAAAUACUAAAAGAAAAACAAUAUAUAAUAGACAUAACAAAUACCGAAAGUGCUGCUUCUUCACGCAGUUUUCAACUGUAACGGGGAAAAGCUGGACUGUAUGUUUGUGUUCCAUUUGGACUUUUCUCUUAUUUCUUGUUGCCCAUGUUUGUUGUAAAAAGCAUAUUGUGUGUAUGGGGGGGUAGCCUUUACGGUUUAUGGCAUCGAAAAGUGAUCUGUGAACUCACACCUCUCUCUGUGAUAGGGACAAGGGAAAUGUGAGUCUUGCUUGUGUCUGAGAGGUUAUGUGCUAAAGCUGAGAGGUGUGUUUGAGAAUCACAGAUGAAGCACAUCUUCGUUUCUCGUGGCUGUUGUGCCUGCCGUUACUAGUCUGCUCCUGGUCAGUUGACACCCUCAGAAUUUUCCAAGGCAGCAGCAUGAUUUUUUUUCUUUUUUUUCUGAAUUUAACCAAUGCAUCUCAUUACAAAUACCUAAAUGUUUUUUUUUGUUUUUUUUUUAAGCAUGAUAACCCUCCAAAUUCAAAACCAAUGUAAUACAUUUAAUUAAAAAAACUUGUGUUCACGAUUUCAGUUUCCAUUAAAAUGUUCAAUUUUCUUUAAAAAUC
Molecule: messenger RNA, 7512 nt
Organism: Hypomesus transpacificus
Lineage: Eukaryota; Metazoa; Chordata; Actinopteri; Osmeriformes; Osmeridae
Gene: nufip2
Product: nuclear FMR1 interacting protein 2
Exons: 4
Coding region: 347-2278 (643 amino acids)
Cellular component (GO): nucleoplasm; cytoplasmic stress granule
Molecular function (GO): RNA binding
Source: RefSeq, a predicted model, not a curated record